CAUCGAUAUGUUAAGUCGGCAUGACUGCCUAAUUAAUCCAUAAUAGAAGCAAUACCGCAGUCAUUUGUGUCCGUGCUGUUGAAAGAAACAUUAAGUUCGUGUUCUCUUUGCUAAUUGUUGAAACAGAAAGAAGGCCCGCAUCAGUCAGGAAAUCAGCAGCAGUGGAGAGCAGAGCAUAAGUGUAGCAGAAAAACACGCAGAAGAACGAAUUAAACAGCAUAAACAUGGCUCAGGAAGGACAGGAUAUGCCCACAUUCAAGUGCGUGCUGGUCGGCGAUGGCGGCACUGGCAAGACAACGUUCGUCAAACGUCACAUGACCGGCGAAUUCGAGAAGAAAUAUGUGGCCACACUGGGCGUGGAGGUGCAUCCAUUGAUCUUCCAUACCAAUCGCGGUGCGAUCCGUUUCAAUGUAUGGGACACAGCUGGCCAGGAGAAAUUUGGCGGACUACGCGAUGGCUAUUACAUUCAGGGCCAAUGCGCUGUCAUCAUGUUCGAUGUAACAUCGCGUGUCACCUACAAGAAUGUGCCCAACUGGCACAGAGAUCUGGUGCGGGUCUGCGAGAAUAUACCCAUUGUCCUCUGUGGCAACAAGGUCGAUAUCAAGGAUCGCAAGGUCAAAGCCAAAAGCAUCGUGUUUCACCGAAAGAAAAACUUGCAGUACUACGAUAUCUCUGCCAAGUCGAAUUACAACUUUGAGAAACCAUUCCUUUGGCUGGCCCGAAAGCUGGUCGGUGAUCCAAAUCUGGAAUUCGUAGCAAUGCCGGCGCUGCUGCCACCGGAGGUCAAAAUGGAUAAAGACUGGCAGCUCCAGAUCGAGCGUGAUUUGCAGGAGGCGCAGGCGACCGCCUUGCCUGAUGAGGAUGAGGAUCUAUAAGCAUAUUAGUUUACAAAUGAAUUCAAAACAAAAUAUAAUUGAGAGAAAAAAGAAAAAAAAAAAAAAACCAACUUACAAACUAAGUAAA
Molecule: messenger RNA, 963 nt
Organism: Drosophila navojoa
Lineage: Eukaryota; Metazoa; Arthropoda; Insecta; Diptera; Drosophilidae
Gene: Ran
Product: RAN, member RAS oncogene family
Biological process (GO): ribosomal subunit export from nucleus; protein import into nucleus
Cellular component (GO): cytoplasm; nucleus
Molecular function (GO): GTPase activity; GTP binding
Source: RefSeq, a predicted model, not a curated record